AUGGGCUUAAAAAGUGAUAACUACUGGAGUUCCUCAACUUGUCCCUCCAAAAAUCCACUAAUCUACAAUAAUAAAGCCAGUGCUGGAAAUUCAUAUUUUCGAAUUAACAUAACUGCUGAUCUUACUGUACUCGAUGUUUGGAAUCGGGAUUGUGGAACUGGAAAAUAUUUUUCGAUGAGAAAUGGUUUGGUGCAAUGUUGGGCGGUUAGUUGUAUAACAUGAGCAAGGUGUUGCUCAUAUUAAAAAAAAAAAUAAUUUCAGUGCUACGUGGCAGAGGCAAGUGCGCCAACACCAAACUCCAUCAAAACCGGUAUCAAAAAUAUCCAAAAAACGAUGAGUUCCCCGCAAGAUCUAUCAAUAAUCAAAUGGUUGAUCCUGGCUAAAAUGAACGAUUCGGGAAUCACGCAAGCUGCGCUGGUUAUGGAUGGGUUACGUAACGCAAAUUGCAGCACGGCGGAUACCAUGAGAUUGUCAAGCUGCCAGUUUCCCAAAGGUUUUACGAUGAUCGAUUCGACGAAUCCGAAUUUGAAUAUAUUUACAUUUGUGGAUGCACCAAGUUAUGACGUGGCGAAAAAUUGUGUUGUUAUGUAUUUUGAUGCAAAUGAUACGGAUUUGACCGGGAAAAUUGAUUACUCAAGGUAGAUAUGUUUUUCUAUCUGAAAAAAAAUCAAUAAUCUGUAAUUUUCAGCUGCACUUCCAGCAAAGCUGCCAAUGGAUUUGCCAUUCGAUACAGUGUAAAUUUGACAUGA
This is a messenger RNA of Caenorhabditis angaria, 749 nucleotides long. The record is from the annotation of a GenBank genome assembly. NCBI's taxonomy places the organism in Eukaryota, Metazoa, Nematoda, Chromadorea, Rhabditida, Rhabditidae.